Messenger RNA from Argiope bruennichi, 791 nucleotides. RefSeq lists its product as uncharacterized. Bases 97 to 678 code for a protein of 193 amino acids. The record is from RefSeq and is a predicted model, not a curated record. Lineage: Eukaryota; Metazoa; Arthropoda; Arachnida; Araneae; Araneidae. The transcript has 7 exons.
UUUGAAUGUAACAUGCCAUUUUAAAAGUGACAUUUUAGUUUGUGUUCAAUAGUAGCAUUGUUUUAUAGUUUGGAUUCAUCAUCGAAAAACUGAAGAAUGGAGCGAGAGAGGAGCAAAUCUCAAUCCAUCUCUCGGAAUCUAGCAGCCGUCUGCCUUCUAUCAGUUUUUGUGGGAAGCUGCGCCCUACUUGGAAACACAAAGGCGAGACCACUUCUGAAGUUUUGCUUCAAUUCCAGAGACCAGUUUGUUGCGGCCCAAUGCGUUCUCUGUGAUUUCUACCAGUUUUCAGCUACGGUGCUUGGAUGUAAUGGAAAAACUUCUGCUUUAAUGAGCAAUAUAACAUCGACUGAAGCUGUAUGCAUCAUUUCUAACUGCUUACAGCAAGUUCGACAAGGUCAACCACAGUUUACAGGCCGAAGGAGGCGGGAUACCUUUGAUGCCAGUGAGGUGCCUGAACUAACUUAUGACGUCAGUGAAGAUUCAGCAGUACACAAAGAUUUCGAUGACGCUGAGAGUCUGAGCGAGAGGGUGGAUUUAGCAGAUGCCCUACCCUCCAUGAAAGAAUUCUUAAAUCGGUACACCUUCAUUGAUGACAAAUCAGCCAAAGAACUGGAAGAACAAGUGGUUGACAGAAUUGAAGUCACUGUGGCAGAGGACGAAGAAAUUGACGAUUUUUGACGAAGUUUUUCAUUGCUUCCUGUUAAACUUCCAAACUACGGUCAUGUAACUCAAAUUUGAAAUUUCUUUAAAGCUAAGUUUUUAUGUAAUAUUAAUUUUAAAUUUAUUUUGUA